AUGACGCAGGCUGGACGUACGUCCGUGGCCUCCCUCGUGCCUUGGUCGUUGGCUAUGUCCUCGUCGUCAAUUUGGCAAACGGUAUCGCGCGUGCUUCGUAUCGGCAAGGCCCGGUACAUUGUGGGCCGUGAUCUGGAGAACAACGUAUACUAUGAGCUGCCAUCCUUGCAAGGCGCAAACGAUCCGAAUCGGACACGACGUGUGGUAAAAUGGAACUCGUGGAAGUAUCCCAGCGACUAUAAUCCAAAGGAUAUGCCGAUUCAGUGGGAUGCGUGGAUGCGUCAUACGCGCCAUACUCCGCCCACCAUCGAGGAACUGCUGAGGGACAAAGAACGUAUCGAGAUGGUACGGCAUAAUGCACGUGUACUAGAGAUGCGCGAUCAGGCUGCCAAGGAGCAAGAAGAGGCGAUGCGUCUCAUGGACCAUGCGGAUGCACUCAGACAACAGGCCGACCGAGAAAUGCGGCAGGCAGCGUUCUAUCGGGAAAGAGAGCGUGUAGCGCAACGCACUGACGCGCCGUCCGAGUCAGAGACCGUGGAGCAGGCUGUAUUCAAGCCUAGCCCCCGCCGUGGCUAG
This is a messenger RNA of Malassezia pachydermatis, 576 nucleotides long. RefSeq lists its product as hypothetical. The coding region runs from base 1 to 576 and encodes 191 amino acids. Gene Ontology annotation, cellular component: membrane. Gene Ontology annotation, biological process: mitochondrial respiratory chain complex I assembly. NCBI's taxonomy places the organism in Eukaryota, Fungi, Basidiomycota, Malasseziomycetes, Malasseziales, Malasseziaceae. The record is from RefSeq and is a predicted model, not a curated record. The transcript has 3 exons.